CGUCCACGACCAGGUAUUGUUGAGGAGGGCGGAUGAAAGUAUCCAAGGGAAACAGUCGCUCCACGGGGCGCCUUCCAGCGCCGCACCAUAACAACACGCCCCCGACACGCCCCUCGGAUGACGGAGGCGCACUUCCGGUCAGACGUUGUUACCAAACAUUCCUUUGCAUAAGCUGAAGACAAUUUGCUGUUUGUCAUCUUGUGGACAUUCGCAACGUUCCGUUGUUUCCUCCAACUUUUCUGGCGCCCUCAAGUGACCGUAAGCUUCAUGUUCAGCGUCGCGUAUGUUAGCAACAUUAGCAUCACGUGCUAGCGACUCUUGGCAUGGUCAGUUUGAGUCCAAGUUCAAAUUACUGUCAGUCGGAUGUUUGCCAACGUGAGGACACGUUUAACCUCGAGUUUAUCGAGAUUUGUCUUUGGCUUGAACGCAAAUGGGGCGUCCAGACUGGCACCAGUGGUCUGCAGACGUCAACAUCAGCCCUCCAGGUCCAAUGUCAGGGUCCUGUACGACGGCCUCUGUCCCAUAUGUGUGAGAGAGAUCCGUGCCCUCCAGUUCCUGCAGAGAAACAAGCCUGAGAAGGUGGACUUUGUCGAUAUCUCCCUUCCUGACUACGAUGGGUCCAAAUAUAUGGGAGUCGACUACGACAUGGCCAUGGAGGAGAUGCACGUCAUCGACAAGAAAGACCAGGUUCACCGUGGCGUCCCUGCGUUUGCGGUGAUGUAUAGUGCCGUCGGCCUCGGCUUCCUGGGUCGCAUCAUGACCUGGCCCCUUGUGAGGCCGAUGAUGGACAAAGCCUACGCCGUCUUUGCCAGGAACCGCCUAAAGUGGACUGGGCGCCAGGACUGCACCACUGGCCGCUGUGAAAAGAGACCUUAAAGAAAUGUGAAAUACUUUACUGUUUAUCUGUUAAUUAUGAUCAAGCUGACCUCAGAGAUGAAUAAAAACGUGUUCAUAAAGGGA
Messenger RNA from Synchiropus splendidus (mandarinfish), 960 nucleotides. RefSeq lists its product as uncharacterized. The record is from RefSeq and is a predicted model, not a curated record. Lineage: Eukaryota; Metazoa; Chordata; Actinopteri; Syngnathiformes; Callionymidae. The transcript is spliced from 3 exons. The coding region runs from base 364 to 876 and encodes 170 amino acids. Gene Ontology annotation, molecular function: protein-disulfide reductase activity.